GGGAGUGUGUUUGCCCUUGACUAUGUGUUUGUGAGAGAAGCAGGCACAGGCCGGGAAACUGCAAUAUGGCGCAGCCGGAGAUUGAGGGCUUUACUCCUAGUACGUACACCAGUGAGGGCUUCAAGGGCAAAUUCAUUAGGAAAGUGAAGGAGAACCCGUUUGUUCCUAUUGGGUGCCUUGCCACAGCCGGAGCUUUAACCUAUGGCCUCAUAUCUUUCAAGCAAGGAAAAACCCGUCAGUCUCAGCUUCUGAUGCGCACCCGUAUCCUUGCCCAAGGAUUUACAGUUGCUGCCAUCAUGGUUGGUGUGGUUAUGACUGCCUUGAAGCCUAGUGAAACCCCUAAGUGAGAGAGAGCGUAUCGAGUACCUACUGGAGUAACGCAAUGUCUGCAUCAAAGCGAUUCUUACAUUGCGACAUAGUCUGUACAGUGGUUCCACUUAUUUGACACUAUAAAAAGUGCAUUUUUAUGUUAAGAAUUAAAACUGCCAUAUAAACUAUUAAACAACAAUCUAUACACUGAA
Messenger RNA from Xenopus laevis (African clawed frog), 521 nucleotides. RefSeq names its product HIG1 hypoxia inducible domain family member 2A L homeolog (gene higd2a.L). Gene Ontology annotation, biological process: mitochondrial respirasome assembly. Gene Ontology annotation, cellular component: mitochondrion; mitochondrial membrane. The record is from RefSeq and is marked provisional. Lineage: Eukaryota; Metazoa; Chordata; Amphibia; Anura; Pipidae.